Aspergillus pseudotamarii is the source of this 1572-nucleotide messenger RNA. RefSeq lists its product as uncharacterized. NCBI's taxonomy places the organism in Eukaryota, Fungi, Ascomycota, Eurotiomycetes, Eurotiales, Aspergillaceae. The coding region runs from base 1 to 1572 and encodes 523 amino acids. The transcript has 4 exons. The record is from RefSeq and is a predicted model, not a curated record.
AUGCGAAAGGAAUACCCCGAGGAGGUGGGCGUGACUGAAGACAACAAUUUUCCUCAAUCACAGUCCGAGCCAAUAGCAUUGACAACACGAAAGUGCCUCUCCCGUCUAAGUACAAGUGAGCGAAGUGUUAUUGAGCGUAUCUACUCCCGCAAGCAACACCGGCCAAUGCUUGACAUACUGGCUCAAGUGCUUCAACAUCACAGCUUGCAGCCCGGGUUCACGGUGGGGAAUAUGAAUAGACUGCUCCGUAUGAAAUCUCCUGAUGAGCUUGCUCACUACCUUCGACAUAUAUUAGAUACAUGGACAUAUAUUAUGGGGGCUGGCAACAUAGGAGACUUGGAUCCCAACUCGGUGGAACUGCUGCAAGGUCGGUCACCGGUGUGGUCCACUAAUGACCAUGAGUACAUCUCUCGGUUACUCAGAUCCGGUUCCCUAAUGCCACGGGUGACAAACAAGGAGAGACGUAAAGCACUCGGACGUCGACUUUUAUCUAUCCGAAGGAUAAUACCCUCGAUGUACACCUUCAUGGAAGACACAAAGCUAAUUCCGGAUGGCCCGAGAGACACAAUCCGGACAUCUCUCUGGCAUCAAUUUCGCCCACGGCGACGGUCCCGACAUAGUAACCACUCAGGCUUUCUGCAGGCAUAUCGGCGUCUUUGGUUGUAUACAAUGCAGUAUUUUCCCGUCUUAGUCGGGACAAUGCCAUUGCUCGACCACCGAGGUGCAGAGAGAAGCAUCUACCGGUCCCAGGAGGAAUCGCAACGACGCUGGGUCACCUUCUCCCGCCUUGCCAUCUCAUUAGGCUUUGAUUCUCCCCAAAUCCGUGGUCUACUACAUCUAGGCGUCGCGGCGACCUCAGAACCACACACCCAAUCCGUUUCAGAAACGCCGUGUAUGACCCAACCAGAGAUAGGUCAUUGGAAGAUGCACAGUCGAUGCGGGAUGCCUUCUGAAUCAUCCUUUCUAUCUAGCCGCCGGUUUUUGACUUUAGAUGGUGUGGAUAGAGAGGUGGAUUACAAUAGGGGCAAUUCUACUCACCAGCCACUAUUGCUCACAUCACCGCUUACUAGCCCACCGCCAGGCACAGCGUACAGCGCUUCAGUCUACGAGACCACUACAGCGCUAUCCAGCAGAAGACAGUCACCAGCGCCAUUGACCACGAUGGUUGAGAUGACACAAUAUAGAAAUUUGAACCCGUUCAAUUACUCCUCAGAUUCAAGUACUAAAUCUCUUUCAAGUACCCGUUCCUUAAAUAUGUCCUUAGAAUAUGAACAGCCAGCACUAGGGCUAGGCCUACUUGGUAAAAAGACAAUUCAGGAACCACAGGACUUCGAGGCACCUUUAAAAACACUAUCUGGUGAUAAGGGCAUUCUAUAUGAGAUUGGUAACCCUGCUACCGUCUUCUAUUUGCCACUUGCACGUGUGGAUCGUUUAUUCGCCCAGUAUUCCCAAAGUCAUCAGAGUCAUCGAUAUGCAAUUCUUAUACAGGGUGAAUUAUGUCCUGUUCACCCAACAGCAGUGCCGACUCACUUAAGAUCUACUGUCGUGAUAACUGGGCCUAACCUGACUUAA